Molecule: messenger RNA, 1027 nt
Organism: Branchiostoma floridae (Florida lancelet)
Lineage: Eukaryota; Metazoa; Chordata; Leptocardii; Amphioxiformes; Branchiostomatidae
Product: WD repeat-containing protein 60-like
Exons: 12
Coding region: 98-1027 (309 amino acids)
Biological process (GO): intraciliary transport
Cellular component (GO): cytoplasmic dynein complex
Molecular function (GO): dynein heavy chain binding; dynein light chain binding
Source: RefSeq, a predicted model, not a curated record
UUACAUUCCUCUACCCCACCUCCAGGUUGUAGCAGUGUUACUGGAGGAGGAACUAUCCAGUAGAACAGCUGAACCCAAACGCUCCACCCACUCUAACAUGGCCUUCAGUGACAACAUGGUCACCAUGGUUACAUCACAACAACUACUGGCUGGUCGGCAUGUGGUGAGUGCGAGCUUCUCCCCCACCCAACCUCAGCUGCUGCUGCUGGCAUUCAGUCUACCUGCUCAGGGCUCCAGUGGGAAUGUCCCAGCAACGGUUGCCAGGCGUGGCCUGGUGUGUCUGUGGAACAUCACAGAACCCUCCAGGAUACAGAAAGUGCUGAUGUGUGAGGGGACCCCGACCUGCUGCUGUUUCAGUCCCACCAGACCUACUCUGGCCUUCGCUGGGACGGACCAUGGCUCAGUAGUAGUGUGGGACCUACGUGAACUGUCCUCCAUGCACUUUGUGUACAAGGUUGGGGAGGAUGAGUGGCUCAUCAGAUCUCCUACUUAUACUACAGAUGGGGUAUUUGGUACCGACCUGGGUCACCACGGCACAGUGAAGUCUCUGGUUCCUGUGGUGUCUGUGGAGGAGAGUCAUCGGGUUGCAGCCUCCGUGGAGAAAAUACAGACAGCCCACGGAGGCCUGUCCUUCCAGCUGGCCUCUAUGGAUGAGGGAGGAGCCAUCAUCUUCUGGACUGUGAUCGAAGUGUCCAGAUCAAGCCUUGAUGCCUCAGAAACUGACCUGGGUCUCACACCAGGUGGUCUCAUCAAGAUAGUGAAAAGUUCCUCCUUCAGCCUGCAGAAACUCUCAAGGAAAGCAAACCUGUCUGGCCCGAUGUCUGCCCGAUGUCUGCAGCUUCACCUGACAGACCCUAACCACUUCUUCAUAGGAACUGACAUGGGCUACAUUUUACACAUGGUUCGGCAUGGAGGCAGAGCCCUGCCUGGACUCUACACUACUGAGCAAGAAACAGUGACAGAAGUGACAGCUAUGGAUUUCUGCCCUUUUGGAUUCGACUACUUCUUGGUAAGUCGAAGAAGUUAA